AUGAGAAAUGCUAAUGGCAGGAGUACUAGCUCUGCUUCUGGUUGUAGCAUUGGUAACGGAAUGACCGAUAAUCGCUCCCCUCCACUUCUUGGCAUGGAUAGAGUUGGCUUGCCUGAUGCUAUCCAUUCCUUUGACGAAUGCCUUGUCUCAAGUGCCAAACUUUCUGAAGGUGGCAGAUCAAUUAAUAAUGGUGUCUCUACUGUUGGUGGAAACAGUAGGUCCUACACUUACAUUUAUGGAGCCCCUGGUGGUUCAGGAGGAGGUGGUUCUGUUACUAGUGGUAGUGUCGGAAGAGGAGACGCUUCUGGUAGUCAUCACAAUAUCGGUCUUGCAGGUGCUGGUGCGUUAGGAGGUAGUAGUGGUGGAGGUCCAGGAAGUGGUUGGAGUGGUGGAUCUUCCUCUUCAUCCUCAAUGCAACAAUCCCAACAGCAUUUGGUUAUUUUUGAACCACCCUCUCGACCUAGUCGAGGCACUGAAGGUCGUUCAAUUACACUUCGCGCUAACCAUUUUGAAAUUCGCAUGCCUAAGGGUUUCUUACACCACUAUGAUGUGACCAUUACUCCAGAAAAAUGUCCUCGCAGGGUAAAUCGUGAAAUUAUAGAGACGAUGGUAAACUCUAUGCACUACCAAAAAUACUUUUAUAACCAAAAGCCGGUGUUUGACGGCCGACGUAAUAUGUAUACUCGUGACCCGCUUCCAAUUAGCAAGGAGAAGGUGGAACUCGAAGUGAUGUUGCCUGGUGAAGGCAAAGAUCGCGUAUUCCGUGUGGCCAUCAAGCAUGUUUCUGAAGUUUCUCUUUUUGCCCUUGAGGAGGCUUUAGAAGGCCGCGCAAAAAACAUUCCACAAGAUGCUGUUCUCUCUCUUGAUGUGAUAAUGAGACAUUUACCCAGCAUGAGGUGGGUUCCAUUUAGAAAGAUGAUCCUGAGUAAAUUAACUGUAAAAUCAUUAGCUGAUUUACUCAUUUCUCUAUUGUUGCAGUUAAUAUUGAUGUUUAAAAUAAUUUUAUGCUCCUUAAUAUUAAUUUCCCCCUUGAUUAUACAAAAGAUAUUCUGA
Molecule: messenger RNA, 1053 nt
Organism: Protopolystoma xenopodis
Lineage: Eukaryota; Metazoa; Platyhelminthes; Monogenea; Polystomatidea; Polystomatidae
Source: the annotation of a GenBank genome assembly